UUGAGAAAGCCUCUAUAAAAUAUAAAAACUAUGCUUAACCAGGCACAAAGUGUCUCCUUGCAGGAAUCCAGCAGCAGUCUGCAGGAGUAAAACAUUACAGGAUGAAGGCAGAAUGUGUGUUUGUUCUCAUAGCUGCACUUGUCGGCAGCUUUCCAGGUAUAAGGAGUUAUCAAGGAAAUACUGAGAUCAAUUGUAAUGCAUACAAAAAAAGGGGAGAAGAAGACUUGAUGUGUACUAAAGACUAUAAGCCCGUGUGCGGAACAGAUGGAGAAUCUUAUGACAAUAAAUGUUUGCUGUGUGCUGCUCGUCUAAAGAAAAAGAAAAACAUUGAUAUCAAGGAUGCAGGACGCUGUCCAUUUCCUGGAUAUAAGGUGAAUUGCAGUAAGUUCAUGAAAUUUGAUGAAGAUGUGAAAAAGCCGUGUACCAGAGAGUUUAAGCAACUGUGUGGCACAGAUGGAGUCACUUAUACCAAUGAAUGUCAUCUGUGUGCAGCAGUGAAGAAAAAGACUAACAUCUCUGUGAAGCACAAAGGAUCUUGUUCUAUCAAGGGGCAAAUGGUUGAUUGUAGCAUGUUCAAAGAUGUUUGUACUCUGCAAUAUGAACCACUUUGUGGAUCAGAUGGAAUGAGCUACGGCAACAAAUGCAGCUAUUGUAUUGCCCAAAACAAGAAUUCAAAGUUGAGGUUUCUGUUUGAAGGAGAAUGUUAUCCUUGAAAUAAAAAUAUAAAUCAUUUCACCAUGGAGCCAGGUUGUUGGAAAAUUAAUUGAAAUAAUGAAAAUAUGAAUAUGCAAUAAACUGAGUCACCACUAAUACAAACAAAUGUCAGCACUCCACUGUGAUGUGCAUAAAAUAAAUGUAUGAUUAAAAAGCGAAUUAAGGGACAAUAAAGAGUUGAAAUAUU
Molecule: messenger RNA, 901 nt
Organism: Xenopus laevis (African clawed frog)
Lineage: Eukaryota; Metazoa; Chordata; Amphibia; Anura; Pipidae
Product: double-headed protease inhibitor, submandibular gland
Exons: 8
Coding region: 102-713 (203 amino acids)
Source: RefSeq, a predicted model, not a curated record